Messenger RNA from Plenodomus lingam JN3, 291 nucleotides. Lineage: Eukaryota; Fungi; Ascomycota; Dothideomycetes; Pleosporales; Leptosphaeriaceae. The record is from RefSeq and is a predicted model, not a curated record.
AUGCGUCCCUCAUCGAAAGCCAAAAACAUGCUGUACGUAGCCGAGAGCACAUCGAUUCCCCUCCCAAGACUAUUCACAGCAUACACGUACGAGCCUCUAGACCGAGAUAUUUGCCGACUUCGCGAGUGUCUAGUGGGUACGCACAAAGUUGCCAAGUAUAUCAUCGCGGUAAAUCUCAAAGCUGCUAAUCAACUUACGAACAAAGGCCAACUUGCUCAGCGUACCAGUAACUGCACUUGGAAAUCCUCGGACAUUUUAUCAAGUAAAAAGAUGACGUGUAAAACCAAGUGA